Molecule: messenger RNA, 693 nt
Organism: Penaeus chinensis
Lineage: Eukaryota; Metazoa; Arthropoda; Malacostraca; Decapoda; Penaeidae
Product: serine/arginine-rich splicing factor 4-like
Exons: 3
Coding region: 1-693 (230 amino acids)
Source: RefSeq, a predicted model, not a curated record
AUGAAUGACCAAGAGUUAUAUGCCAGAAAUGAUGAAGAGCUUGAAGGUAAAAAGCAAACUGGGCGGGGGAGAGGCACUGCUUUCUUGGAUUCUGAUAGUAGUCGAAGUAGAAAUCGCAUUAGAAGUCGCAGUAGUAGUCGCUUCAGUAGUCGCAGUAAUAGUCGCAGUAAUGAUCGCAGUAAUAGUCAUAGUAAUAAUCGCAGUAGAAGUCGCAGUAGUAGUCGCUUCAGUAGUCGCAGUAGUAGUCCUAGUAAUAGUCGCAGUAGUAGUCGCAGUAAUAGUCUCAGUAAUAGUCUCAGUAGUAGUCGCAUCAGUAGUCGCAGUAGUCGCAGUAAUAGUCGCAUUAGUAGUCGCAGUAAUAGUCGCAGUAAUAGUCAUAGUAAUAGUCGCAGUAAUAGUCGCAUUAGUAGUCGCAGUAAUAGUCGCAUCAGUAGUCGCAGUAAUAGUCUCAGUAGUAGUCGCAGUAAUAGUCGGAGUAAUAGUCGCAUUAGUAGUCGCAGUAAUAGUCGCAUUAGUAGUCGCAUUAGUAGUCGCAUUAGUAGUCGCAGUAAUAGUCGCAAUAAUAGUCGCAGUAGUAGUCGCAGUAGUAAUCGCAGUAGAAGUCGCAGUAGUAGUCGCUUCAGUAGUCGCAGUAAUAGUCGCAGUAGUAGUCGCAGUAAUACUCUUGGCGAUCCGGAACAAUCCAGAGGUUAG